Molecule: messenger RNA, 389 nt
Organism: Closterium sp. NIES-67
Lineage: Eukaryota; Viridiplantae; Streptophyta; Zygnematophyceae; Desmidiales; Closteriaceae
Source: the annotation of a GenBank genome assembly
ACACCAUCACCAUGGGAGACCGAGUCACUCCUGUUACCUUCCGCUUACGCCUGCCAGCUACCUGGAAGAUUCACAACGCCUUCCAUGUCCAACUCUUGAAGCCCUACCGAGAUCCCAAUGCGGUCUUCUCUGGACGCCAACCGCCGCCGCCCGUCCUCGUCGAUGAUGAACCCGAGUACGAGGCCGAGUCCAUGCUUGCUCACCAGCGUCGACGGAAUGGCACCGUGGAGCUUCUCAUCCGUUGGAAGGGUUAUGAUCCUUCAGAGGAUAGCUGGGUCUCUGAAUCCGAGAUGGAUCAUGCUCAUCGUCCUCUUCGCGACUACCUUGUCAAGCAGGGUGUUACGUAUACCACCCAGCUUUGAGGGGGGGAAGUGUGAGAGUACGACCCC